AUGUGCAGCGAACAAGCCCUCAAGGUGCUCGAAGUGGGGAAGCUCAACAGGGUCAAGGGUCUAUGGAAGGAGUUUCUCUUAACCUUAUUAAGAGGACAACCGGUUAUUUGUGUUUCCAGAGUCCUAGUUGCUUUGAAAGAACAAGGCAACAAGUUGCAGGCUGAGGGUGUCAACAAUCUACAGAAUUACCUGGAGGAACCAGAAGGGCAGUACCUCAUCCAGCAACUAGUAUCGAAGGAGUUGUUCAUGUAA
Miscanthus lutarioriparius is the source of this 252-nucleotide messenger RNA. Lineage: Eukaryota; Viridiplantae; Streptophyta; Magnoliopsida; Poales; Poaceae. The record is from the annotation of a GenBank genome assembly.